This is a messenger RNA of Linderina pennispora, 762 nucleotides long. RefSeq names its product DUF924-domain-containing protein. The record is from RefSeq and is a predicted model, not a curated record. The transcript is spliced from 2 exons. Lineage: Eukaryota; Fungi; Kickxellomycota; Kickxellomycetes; Kickxellales; Kickxellaceae. Bases 28 to 762 code for a protein of 244 amino acids. Gene Ontology annotation, molecular function: protein binding.
UUUUUCAUAAAUCGCAAUACGUUUACAAUGUUUAGAGCAGUUUUGCAGAAGACGCCUGCAGCACACAGCGCUGUGCGGCAACUGGGGAGACGGAUGUACACGGCAAAGGCCGAGUCGCAGGAGCUGUUUGAGCGAAUUAACAACUUUUGGUUUGGAGAGAAGGAAACACCCGGACUGAAACACUACCUACAGCUAGAGUCUGAUAAGCUGCAUGACGCGGGGCAGGUCAGCUUCCAGAAGUGGUGGUUCCAGCCGAACGCUAAAGUGGACGAGGAGAUCAAGAGCGACUUCGCACAAGCACACGCCAACGUCAUUGCGACGAAAGAGCACGUGGACGUGGCCAAGGAGUCGGCCGACGGCACGCUGUCGCUGAUCAUCCUGCUGGACCAGAUGGGCCGCAACAUGUACCGCGGGCAGGCAAAGGCCUUUGAGGGCGACGCGAUCGCGCGCUCGCUGGCCAUGUACAUGGUCAGGCGCAAAUUCCACGAGCAGCUGCGGCUGGUCAAGCGCUCGUUCGUGUAUAUGCCGCUGAUGCACGCCGAGGAUAUCGAGGCCCAGGACCUGAGCGUCCAGCUGUACUCGGAGCUGGCCGAGCAGCUGCAGGCGCCCGAUGAGGAUGCCAAGAACAAGGGCUUUGCCGAGUUCGCCGAGAUGCACCGCGACGUUAUUCGUGAGUUUGGCCGGUUCCCGAGCCGCAAUCUGGCGCUGGGACGCGAGUCGACACCCGAGGAGCUCAAGUGGUUGGAGAACGCUCCGUUCUGA